Drosophila yakuba is the source of this 3453-nucleotide messenger RNA. It is a transcript of the gene 5-HT2A, whose product is annotated as D(2)-like dopamine receptor. The coding region runs from base 500 to 3169 and encodes 889 amino acids. The transcript is spliced from 8 exons. Gene Ontology annotation, biological process: chemical synaptic transmission; G protein-coupled receptor signaling pathway, coupled to cyclic nucleotide second messenger; serotonin receptor signaling pathway. Gene Ontology annotation, molecular function: neurotransmitter receptor activity; G protein-coupled serotonin receptor activity; serotonin binding. The record is from RefSeq and is a predicted model, not a curated record. Gene Ontology annotation, cellular component: dendrite; membrane. NCBI's taxonomy places the organism in Eukaryota, Metazoa, Arthropoda, Insecta, Diptera, Drosophilidae.
UGUUUUGAACAUUCGCCGCGAUGGGUUCGCUUUCGACAGUCUUACAAAAAAAUAAAACACGAUAAAUACUCUAAAAUAUAAUAAAUUCGGAAAAUGGAAUCGACAUUAAUAAAUUAAAUAUAUAACCUUAAACCACAAACGGACGCAAAAAGUACUCGUUAAAUAAUGUUAAACACGCAAGAACAGUUGUCAGGUGCAUUAAAAGUGUAAAGCACCAAACAAAAAAGUGAAAAAUAUACAUACAUAUAUAUGUAUGUGCCGUUACGAAACGAAUGCAAAAUACGGGCUUAGCAUAAAAUUUUUAGAAAGACAGUGAAAUUGCAUAUUUACGCAGUUAAAACUCAUUAUAAUUUCAAAUCGCUUAUUAAUAAAAAACAAAACAAAGAAACGAAAAAUAAGAAAGGAAGCCAAUUACGCUUUGUACAAACACAAGCUACAUUGUACUGCUCUGUUCAACGGACACUUAUGCGAGAAGAAAGCCCCACAGCUUUAUAAUGAAAUGGAGAUGCAAAGCUACUCUGGUCAUGGACCAUCGACAGGCACAUCAGAAACAGCAACAGCAGCAUUUGCAUGUGCAUCAGACGCAGCAGCAACAUUCACACAGCGACACUUCAAUUGUCGGCUGGAAGAGGCUGAUUGGCCUGGGGUUUUCCAGCCGUUUAUUGACUGCAAAAGCAGCCACACCAACAGAACAUCCUACGCCUCCAGCAGCAGCAAAAACCACUUCCUGCCCACCAGCAACAUCCUCAUUGACGGACGCAACAACACAUUCCAGUGCGCACGGCAAGCUUUCGAUGAAGCGGAGCACAGCGCAUUCUAUAGCUGCAGUGCGGAAAGACCAUUGUUUGAAAACUCCACAUUAAGGAUGAAGGCGCGACUGUUGCGAUGGCCGCACGAGGCGUAUGAGCACUUUCGACUGGCAAUCAACGGGGCCCUUCGUGAUUAUGCGAGUGAUACAUUUAGUGAUAGCGAUGAGGGAUGCAUGGUAUUGCAAUGUGAGCUAGGCGAAGCCAAGAAACUAUUGCUUUGUCAUGUGCAACGCGAGAGGGAACCACAUCAGGUGCUGGAAAGCAUGGAGGAGGGCUUUUCAAACGACCUGGGCCCAGAACGCGAUGGAUUCUGGUCCUUCCUUAACCUAAGUGAACUAAUGAAGCCAGACUACGACUGUCUGGGCAUCAUAAAUGUCACCAGCACCAGCACCAGCUUAGACAUGAUUUUGCCGAACUUUACAGCCCUGAACACGACCACGGUCUCGACUGCAGAGACGGAUGCCGACCUCGCGGUAACAAAGAGCCUUCUGGACCUAAGUCCCCAUGCCUACGACUGGCUAUUCCUGUUCGUGGUGUUUUUUAUCUUUGCGGGUGGCCUGGGUAAUAUGCUCGUAUGCGUGGCCGUGGCCUUGGACCGGAAACUGCAGAAUGUCACUAACUAUUUCCUGUUUUCCCUGGCUAUAGCCGAUCUCCUGGUUAGUUUGUUUGUGAUGCCCAUGGGUGCGAUACCAGCAUUUUUGGGUAAGUGUUCAAAUAGUUAUUGGCCACUUGGCUUCACCUGGUGCAACAUUUAUGUGACGUGUGAUGUACUGGCCUGCUCAUCCAGCAUAUUGCACAUGUGCUUCAUUAGUUUGGGACGCUAUAUGGGAAUAAGAAAUCCAUUGGGCACAAGGCAUCGAUCUACAAAACGAUUGACUGGUAUAAAGAUAGCCAUUGUCUGGGUGAUGGCCAUGAUGGUAUCCAGCUCAAUAACAAUGCUUGGUCUCGUCAAUGAGAAGAACAUAAUGCCGAAGCCUAAUAUAUGCGUGAUCAAUAAUCGCGCCUUUUUCGUGUUUGGAUCUCUGGUAGCUUUUUACAUUCCCAUGCUGAUGAUGAUUACCACAUACGCUCUAACUAUUCCCCUCCUCCGGAAGAAAGCGCGAUUUGCCGCCGAACACCCGGAAAGUGAAAUUAUUCGCAGGUUGGGUGGACGCUUUACCCUAAGGCCACAGCAGAGCCAGCAGAUGUUCAGAUGUUCAGCGGGUUCUGGCGGCAAGUACAAAUUCCUAACAUUGGGCGACAGCCAUCGCAGCUUCCACACUACAGGAGAGGUUGAGGGUAGAACUCCUACCAGAGGGAGAUGCGUAGAGCCAGUGAAACGACCUUUGAUGCUACAUCGAUCGGCGAGUAGCGGAAGCAUGGGCGCGGUUAGUUGUCGUAAAGUCAUCAACGGGAGUAGCGGAGCUGGAGGAAGUAGGCACAGGCCGACAGGCACUAGCUUUCAGUUCUCUGGCGACGGCAUCCUGCGGCACUCAUCGUCUUCCGCCUCGAACUGCCAGUCCACAUGCAUGUGGCGCAAGCACGGCGGCUAUCCGAACCUAAUGGCCAGCCAAUCAAAUCGACAGGCCUCUGUGCGUGUCACCAUCUCCCAACCAAAAUUGGGUCGCCCAACAAAUAUAGGUGAAAAUGGGAGUGGAGCUGUUAGAGCGAUGGAGGUGGGGGGUGGUGGCAAUGGCUCAUCACUUGGCAGAACGAGCAACUCAUGUCCAGGAGGCACGGGUUUAAUAGAAAACGCAGCCAACCAGGGAUCGACUCUGAACCUAAGUCAGGCAGCUGGAGGCAAUCAGUUGAAGACGAAGGCUUUAACAAAAUGCUGCAACAAAAUGCGGCCCUUUAAAUUUUCCUUAAACCGCGUUUCCACGCCCAACCUAAACUUACGUUUUUUAAACAAUCGCAGUAAACGAAACAGCUUGUCGGCAAAUGCCGUUGCCACGGAGCAGAAGGCCACCAAGGUGCUCGGAUUGGUGUUCUUUACCUUCGUUCUGUGCUGGUCCCCUUUUUUUAUCUUGAACAUUAUAUUUGCCAUCUGCCCUGAGUGCCGAGUGCCGGAGCGCGUAGUGAAUACCUGUCUUUGGCUUGGUUAUGUCUCCUCGACGAUCAAUCCAAUCAUCUACACCAUAUUCAAUCGAACGUUUCGGGCGGCCUUUAUCCGCCUGCUUAAGUGCAACUGCGAACGUUCCGGUCGCCCGUUGCGCUUUCGUUCAGUGACAGAAGGACGAGGCGCUCUCAGCCUGUGCGCCCCUUCGGCCUUGCCCCUGGCCAUAUCCUUCCAGGGGGGGCCACUCAUGACACCAUCCACGGCAAAUGCGACGCCGUUGAGCGAGUUCCGCGGCAGCUGCUGCACGGUCACAGACGACUAGUGCUGAGCCAUGAGGAGCACCAUCAUGUUCAUAGCUGGGAGAAAAUAUACGAAUUUAUACCGACGUAACGGCAAAGACCAAGCGGAGUCUACUGUAAUUAGCAGCUUUCCCUACAUAACUUCAGGCCCUAUCUUUUAAAUCACAAUCAAUUUAAGGAAUUUUGUAGUUUCUGUAUAGAAAAUAGUAAACUUUGUAGUCAUCCAUAUCAUUAAGGGAGAAACAGAAAUGAUUUUAUUAGGGCAAAAUAAAAUAACAAAAAGUAAGUAAGAGUAUUCGUUACCAUA